This is a messenger RNA of Pelobates cultripes (western spadefoot toad), 4344 nucleotides long. The record is from the annotation of a GenBank genome assembly. NCBI's taxonomy places the organism in Eukaryota, Metazoa, Chordata, Amphibia, Anura, Pelobatidae.
CGCCUCUUAGAUACCAAGACAAAAAGUCCUCAACCAAACUGACAGUUUGGAGCAGACUUUGCUUAAACCUCUUCGGUUCAGUUGAGUAUUUCUCCUCCCUUCACGCUUGUGAAAAAGAAAAUAUAUCCUAAUUUUGCUACAUUUCUCAUUGGAUUGCUGCUCACAAGAUUGAGGCCUACAUUUAACACAUCAAUAAGUUUUCCGGUGCCAGAUAAUUGCUGUAUAUUGAAGGCCUUGGGAAUUUAGCAGCUAAGAGAGUCAGAGUGGAACAUUGGAAAAUGUUUAUCACAGUGAAAUUUGGGGGUAAGUACUAAGAGAGGUGACAGGUGUUUCCUUUGCUUUUCAUACUUAAGUCUCUCCUCUCGAUGCUGGGGUAACAGAUUUGACUGUUUCUCCUUUGUAUUGUGUACAGAUAACCUGAAUGCUUUACUCUUCCACAGAAGAUCAUCAAAUUUUACUGAACCCCAACUGCAAGUUAGUUAACCUGAUAGAAAGCCUGAAGGAGCAGUGCCAAUGUGGACCUGAUGGUAAGUGAAAGGCCACAGGGUGGGUACAAUAUGGGAUCAUGGGAUGGUGUGAACAAUUAAAUGAAAUGGGGUAAACCCCAGUUUUACAAAUUACUCCACUAAACACUAUCCAUGUGAAGAAAUGCAAUUUAGUGCCACACCACAGAAUAUAUCAGAUUGGCUCUUCCAUCAGUAGACAUUCCCAGUCUGAUGAAGGCCCGCUGACAGAAACAUUACUCUGAUAUCUUAUGGGGUGGUGCUAAUAAAAUAUGAAUUCUAUUUCUGGAGUCAUCCUAUAGACUGUAAGCUCCUUUGAGCAGGGUCCUGAUCUACCAAUUGCUCCUGUGUCAUUGUGGAAUUGUCUCACUUAAUGUAAAAUUUCCCUCUUUCAUAAUAUUGCAAAGCGCUGCGGAAUUAGUUGGCGCUAUAUAAAUACCAAUAAUAAUAAUUUGCAGAAUUGUGGAGGCUAACAGGAGUGUCUGUGGAUCACUAACUCUAGGCAUGAGUAACUUCCUGGGUAUGUUUUGUUGUGCUGUAUCCACAAGCUGUAUAUGGGGUAAAAUGCAAGCCUCAUUGGCAAGUAUACAUAUGCAUUAAAGUAUAAAGGUUAUCAAUCCGAGAUAUUAAUCUUCUUAUCUUUAAUUCUAUUGUCCAGUACCUUGGAACACUAAAGAAGAGUUUUCUUCUAAUCUACUAACUAACAUUGUAUAGGUGGGAUUGGAAUCUAAUAAACAAUAUUUGUGUUCAAUUUCUGUAAAAUAGAACACAAAUAUUGCAAUACUCACUACAUUAUUACUUAACACUCCAAGCACUGUGUGACUUGUCUAUGAAUACAUGAAGGGACAACUAUUAAGACCAGGCAGAGGAGCCCUGUUUUUGAACAGUCUCUGAAUGUGUUUUCUUUUUGCUUUCAAUAAAUCUAGGGUUAAAUCCUUUUUGACAGUCCUCACAUGUCAUUUGGCACUUAAGGCACUCGAGUUGUAGUGCCUUAUUCUUUUGUUUUCUCUGUCUGUUUCACUAGAUACCUUGUGAGUAUUGUAACAUAUUACAUUAUGUUUAGGUUGAUAUAAAAAAGGUAAAGUAAGCCUAGAUAAUUAAAAUUUAAUUGUGAUGCUUCUAAAUCUGCUGAAAAAUGGCACGUACAGCCCCAUUUACUUCCUAAUGUUCCUAAUGUUUGUAUCCAAGCAAGAUUUGUUUCUUGCUUAAUGUAAACAAAAGAUAAUUGACGUCGUCAUUGCUAUUCAGCUUUGUUUAGUUUCUUAUCACCUUUUAUCUUAAUUUGAAUUUGCCUUUACACACUCCCCCAAAUCCGUUUCCUGCUCACUCCCAACUCUUUCAACUCUUUCAACGUAACUUUUCUCUCAAAAUUCUGGUCAUGUUUUUAUCCAUUUAUCACAGUGGUUAAGUGUUUUGUUAAUAUUUCAGUUUCCAUAGAUCUCCUAGAUGAAUCAGGGAACCUUAUCAAUCUCAGUGAUCUUGAAGGAUCCCAAGACAUUGCCACAAAUCACCUGCAUGAGCGACAAUGCUAUGUAUUGGUCAAGGUCAUCCGUAAGUCUACAUACAAUUGUUUCAGAAAGUUACAAUUAUAUCAGUUACUGUAAAUUUGGUAAGCUAUUAAAAUAUUUGUUGACAAAAAUAAUAAAGAGGUUUGAAUUAAAAGUAAAUUAAUUAUUGGGACACUAUAGGCCCCAGUACCACUACAAGUGACUAUGUGGAAAAUGGUAUUUCUCAAAAGCCCAAGAAGUGUAAAUGCUGCCUUUUCUGAGAAGAAAUGGUGCUUCCACUGCUGCCUCACUCAGACAGCCACUAUAUGAACUUCAUAGGUCCCUGAAUGCUCCUCAUAUAGAUGCAAUAACUCUUUGAGGAGAUUCUGAUUGGCUCUAUGCAGCAAUGUGCUGCGCAUGCACACUAGCCUCCCAAACUUAAUUUCAGGUCAAAAUAGUUCAACUCGAAAUAUUCUCCAAGUCAGCUAUGCUUCCAGAUUCGCUGUGUCAUGACUCUAACUGCCUGUAUGUGUGUGAAAAUGUUUUCCAUCCACUCAGUCUCUAAUACACUCUCUGCUUUGAAGGAGGAGAAGGAUCAGAACCAGCACGCUAUGAGUCACUGCUGGAGAACUUGUGGAAACGGUCUCCAGAGUUAGCAGGUGAGCAAUCAAGCAAUUGUAUAGGUUUGAAAUGUUCUUGAAUCUCUCUUGAUGGGUGAGCUUGCAUAAUAUCAUGCAUUAUAGUAACCUUUCUCGGUGAGUAUUUGCAACUAUCAAUAUCAAGCAUAGCUUCCCUUUUCUAUAACAUUGUAUAAAAUAUAGGAUGAUAUUUUGUCUUACAAUUUUUUUCUAUGAAUAUGUUUCCUAUAAAUGUAGCUCUGACUAGUAUAGUCAGUAUUUACUGUAUUUUAUGUCUGAUUAUGUUGCAGAGCGCCUGCAGAAAUUGUCCAAUCCGAAUAUGAAAGAUAAGUGGCGCAACCCUGUUCAUAAAAAAAUCCGUGCCCCCAAGGAAGCAGCAUUUACUUCCUCUACCAGGAGUCGAUUGUCAUCUCAACAAAAGAGCCGUCUAUCUUGAAAGUUGAUCCAUUUAUCGGACAGGAAUCAAGUGGAAUUAAUAAGGACUUCCUCUUGUCAACGAGUAAUACAGGAGCUGUAACAUUAUAUCAGAAGUCCGGCCCUUGUAUAUUAAUAUUUUAAUGUGAAUGCAGAACUAAGACAGAGUGAGUGAAGCUAAGGUGGUUCAGGCUUGGAAUUGACCAGAGGAAUAUACCCAGUAUUCAUCUCAGGAAGUUAGAUGUUAGGGAUUUGUGUUUUCAUCUGAACUAAGGAGGAAUUUUGCAAAAAAAAAAACUAUGGUAUGUUCAACUAAAACAGGCUUCCCCAAACUUCGGCCCUCCAGAUGUUGCUGAACUACAACUCCCAUGAUUCUCAGCCUAUUUCAUUCAUAGAAUCAUGGGAGUUGUAGUUCAGCGGCAUCUGGAGGGCCGGAGUUUGGGGAAGCCUGAACUAAAACAUGCAGCUUUUCAUAAAUUCUCUGACAAUUAUGAGAUAAAUCACUUUGUUUAUGCAGCCUUAGCCACAACUCCUCUGGAUUCCCUCCUGCUCUAUUAAAGAAACACUGAAUGUUUUGUUUUCUUUUAAGCAAUUUAGUAAAUAUAAUCCCAGAGAAAAAGUGCAUAUUAUUUUUCUGCAUGUUUUAUAAUUUUAUAUGAAAACACAGCUUGCAAAAGGUGCAAAAGGUGCAGACCUGCCACAUGCAUCUUUUGCAAGUCCUCCUCUAUAUUGCAGGCACAGAUUUCCACUGGGUUUUUAACUAAAGUCUGAAUGUGGAAAACCCAUUUGGCUGCAUAUUUAACUAUUCAGAGUGCGAAACCCAGAUAUUGUUCACACUAUUUAACAAUUUUGCAGUUCAGUCUCCGAACCGGCCUGAAUUUGGUCCACAUUUCAGCUGGACCCGGAACAAAUGCUGAAAUUCAGACCUGAAUAUUUCACGUCCGAACCCAGUCCUGGAUGCUUCAAACCAGCUCCCAGAUUUAAAAAAAGUCAAACUAUUUGCUUCCUGGGUAAAAAGCAGGUGAAUAAUAAUAAUUUAUGAAUGUGUCUGGACGUUUUGUGAAUCAUUUGAAUUCAAUACUUUGUAUUCGAUUCAGAUGUGAAAGAACAGACUUUAAUCCAAACACCAAAUGCAUCUGGGCGAUUACUGCAAAUCCAUUCAGCCCAACCAGAAUUAGUUUUAGUAAAUAUGAGAAUUGCCAGAAUAUGUCCAUUUGCAGUGGGUUUUGUCCAUCUGGACAAAAUCCUAUGUUUGGUGAUUAACCCUAUAUAUUUGCGCUGGGAUAUACAGCAUUCAGAGGC